AUGAAAUCACUCACCUCUUUUGCCUCCACUCUGCACAGGGGCUGCUCCCAGUCAGCCGCGCUCCGCCAUGUCCGCUGCCCUCACCAGGUGUCCAUUGCCGUCUGCCGUCACGCUCCCCGUCGACACCACUUCACCAAGCACGCCUGGCCAAUAGCCAAAAACACGACGACUACCACCACGGCCGCGUUCGGCCCCACCACGGACACGUCAGCGGCGCCUGAGCCCGGCAGGACCAAGCACAUCAAGACGAGCAGCCCCGUCAUGGAGGACGACGGCAGACCCGUCGCCGGCUGCGGCUGCGGCCGUCGCACCCCCGCCGGCCCCGCCGAGCCCAAGACCGUCACGGCCUACAUUGCCCUCGGCAGCAACCUCGGCGACCGGGUCGGCUGGAUCGAAAAGGCCUGCCGUGAGAUGGAUGACCGCGGUGUCCGCGUGACGAGGACCAGCAGCCUGUGGGAGACGGAGCCCAUGUACGUCCUAGAGCAAGAUAGAUUCGUCAAUGGAGCAUGUGAGGUCGAGACAAAGUUGGAGCCCCUCGCCCUGCUGGACGUACUGCAGGAUAUCGAGAGGACGCUGGGUCGACAAAAGUUCAUCGACAAGGGGCCCCGGAACAUCGACCUCGACAUUCUUCUGUACGGUGAUGAGACGAUCAGUCAUGACCGUCUCACCGUCCCUCACGUCGGCAUUCCCGAAAGGGAGUUUGUGCUGCGACCACUUGCCGAACUCAUCCCCGCCAAACCGCUCUACGCCUCAAACCCCUGGAAGCUCACCCAGGACUACCUCAAUGAGCUCACCCCCUCUCAUCCGCCUCUUUCCCCCCUGACGCCCCUCGCGCCGGCGCCGGCGCCCUUCAUCACGGCCCUCACGCCGACCCGCAAAACACAUGUCAUGGCCAUCGUCAACAUCACCCCCGACUCUUUCUCAGACGGCGGCGUUCACACCUCGACAUCCCUGCCGGACACUCUCCUUGCCGCUCACGCCGCCGGUGCCACCAUGAUCGACAUUGGCGGCCAGUCCUCAGCCCCGGGUCGCCCCGACGUGUCGGCCGAGGAGGAGAUCGCGCGCGUCGUUCCGGCCAUCCGUCUCGUCCGCUCCAUCCCUGAGCUCGCCCACCUCCCCAUCAGCAUCGAUACGUACCGCGCCCCCGUCGCCGAGGCUGCCCUCGCUGCAGGCGCCGACUUUGUCAACGACAUAUCCGCCGGCCAGCUAGACCGUGACAUGCUGCCCCUCGUCGCUCGCGCUGGCGCCACCGUCUGCCUCAUGCACAUGCGCGGCACCCCACAGACCAUGUCUUCUCUGAACGACUACCCCGACGGCCUCAUCCCCACCGUCGCCCGCGAGCUCCUUGAGCGCGUCGCCGAGGCCGAGGCCGCUGGUAUCCGCCGCUGGCGCAUUGUGCUCGACCCCGGCCUCGGCUUCGCCAAGGUGGGCGAGCAGAACCUCGAGCUCCUGAGCCGACUGCCCGAGCUGCGGGCCUGGCCCGGCCUCGAGGGCUUUCCCUGGCUCAUCGGCUCUAGCCGCAAGAGCUUCAUCGGCCGCGUCACUGGCGUCCCUAAGGCCGAAGAGCGCAUCUGGGGCACUGCCGCCACCGUCGCCGCGGCCGUCUCUGGCGGCGCCGACGUCGUGCGGGUUCAUGACGCUGUCGAGAUGUGCCAGGUCGUAAGAAUGUCGGAUGCUAUCUUUCGAAGGAGAUGA
This is a messenger RNA of Verticillium alfalfae VaMs.102, 1695 nucleotides long. RefSeq names its product folic acid synthesis protein. Bases 1 to 1695 code for a protein of 564 amino acids. The record is from RefSeq and is a predicted model, not a curated record. NCBI's taxonomy places the organism in Eukaryota, Fungi, Ascomycota, Sordariomycetes, Glomerellales, Plectosphaerellaceae. Gene Ontology annotation, cellular component: mitochondrial envelope. Gene Ontology annotation, biological process: tetrahydrofolate biosynthetic process. Gene Ontology annotation, molecular function: dihydropteroate synthase activity; 2-amino-4-hydroxy-6-hydroxymethyldihydropteridine diphosphokinase activity. The transcript has 3 exons.